Messenger RNA from Girardinichthys multiradiatus, 1401 nucleotides. RefSeq names its product ion channel TACAN-like. The transcript has 12 exons. The record is from RefSeq and is a predicted model, not a curated record. Gene Ontology annotation, cellular component: membrane. Gene Ontology annotation, biological process: fat cell differentiation. The coding region runs from base 387 to 1130 and encodes 247 amino acids. NCBI's taxonomy places the organism in Eukaryota, Metazoa, Chordata, Actinopteri, Cyprinodontiformes, Goodeidae.
GGAUAAACGAUUAGCUGGUACAGCUCUUUUUCAGCUGUGUCUGGGUUUAAUUUUAGGGAAACAAAAUGUCUCAGUCAUUGACAGGAAUUCAGGAGCAAUGGAAAUCUCUGGAGCAAGAGUAUCAAAAACUUCAGUUAUGUCAUAAAUACAUAUAGACCUUUCCUAAUGCUGUCCUCCAGGAGACACACAGAAAAUAUUUACAGAAACUGGAUGAAAUAUCCAAACUUCAGAACAACUGCUCGUCAUCUAUCAGCCUUCAUCGAAAAAGACUGAAAGACUUGUCCAGCCAAGUACAUAAGUGCAUUAAAGGCUCAACAGGAGAUGAUGCAAAGACUUUGUGUGACAUAAAAGAGAAAGUCAAGACACAAGAACAUGCUUUCUCUGAAAUGGACGCUUUCCUUCCCAAGACAAAUGGGUUGUAUCUCAAUCUGGUUCUUGGGAAUGUGAAUGUGACUCUUCUUAGCAAGCAGUCAAAAUUUGCCUACAAGGAUGAAUACGAGACGUUCAAGCUGUACCUUACAGUCGUCCUGCUGCUGUUCUCUUUCAUGUGUUUUUUCUUCGUGAGCUACAGAUUUCUGGAUGCAAUCUUCAACUUCCUGCUGGUUUGGUACUACUGCACAUUAACUAUCAGAGAAAGCAUCCUCAUCACAAAUGGAUCCAGAAUCAAAGGAUGGUGGGUUUUCCACCACUACGUCUCAGCCUUUUUGUCUGGUGUGAUGCUGACAUGGCCAGACGGAAACCUUUACCAGACAUUCAGGAACCAAUUUCUUGCCUAUUCCUUUUAUCAGAGUUUUGUUCAGUGCCUGCAGUACUAUUAUCAAAGUGGAUGUCUGUACAGACUACGAGCACUGGGAGAAAGACACAACAUGGAUCUGACUGUAGAGGGAUUCCAGUCCUGGAUGUGGAAAGGGCUGACGUUUCUCUUGCCCUUCCUGUUUUUUGGUCAUUUUUGGCAGCUCUUCAACAGCCUGUCUCUGUUCAGAAUGGCUCAGCUCCCAGACUGUAAGGAAUGGCAGGUCCAGAUGUGUGGGCUCUGCUUCCUCGUUCUGUUCAUGGGAAAUUUCUUCACUACGCUCGCAGUUGUUCGUCACAAGUCAAAAAGCAGGAAUCAGAAACCAAAGAGCAUGUGAUGGAUAAAAAUAAACAUAGGAGUGAAAUGCUGUUUCACCGAAAGAAGGCUCAUCUUGGUCGUGUCUCCUGUCACAUCCUUAGAUAUAAUUAAAAAAACAUAUAAUUUCAUGUAUAUCUAUGGUAAAUGUUAAUCCUAUUCAAUUAAAGCUAAAAGGUAAUCUAUAGUCCACAUAAGACCUGGAUAUAUUUGAAUAGGAAACCUAUGUGUGUUGGGAAAUGACGAUGCAUGAAUGAAAUCACUGUCUAAUAAAUGAUUCAGUUUUACCACAA